Messenger RNA from Oryza sativa Japonica Group (Japanese rice), 2139 nucleotides. RefSeq names its product pentatricopeptide repeat-containing protein At2g01860. Gene Ontology annotation, molecular function: protein binding. Lineage: Eukaryota; Viridiplantae; Streptophyta; Magnoliopsida; Poales; Poaceae. The record is from RefSeq and is a predicted model, not a curated record.
ACUUUGCGCUAAACUAAACACAGCCUUCGUCAGGUCAUCGCCGAUCAGUUAAUACUCCUACUAGGCUACUACUCCCAGCUGAAUUAGCUGCACAAUUAAAUAUCGGAGAAGACGACGAGGGUGACUUGUUGGGCCUAAGUGGGCCGUGUGCCGAACAAAUGGCCCAAGUCUAGGACAAUAUUUUUUGGGCCGUGAUACGACAUUUUGCCACGAGGGCCCAAUAUGGAUAUUUUUUGCAUUUUGCUCCCUGAUUUGAACUGUAUUUCUGCAUUUUUUGACGGCAUCUCAUCCAGGAGCCCAGGUCGGCGCCGCCGCACACGCGUGGCGGCCUCGCCGGCGACUCGGCUGCUCAGAGCGGCGCGAAGAAAGGCCGCGCUGGAGUCUGCAGCCGCUGCGUGUGGCAGAGUAGAGACCAGCCAGGGAGAGCGCAGCUGUCAGCAACCUAUACCAGCCAGUGAGCUUGCUCGCGCCGUUCGCCGGGGCGGGGGAAGAGAACCAUCUGGCGACAAAGCACAGGAAGCAUGUCACUGGUUAACCGGCCGCUCCCUGCACUGUAUGGAAUUUGCACGGCCUCGGCGAAGACCAGAGCUUGGUGGCUCUGCAGAGAUGGCAAUCUCCCAUCAACAAGUCGAAUUUCUUGCACAGAGCCAUCGAAUGGGGGUUCUGUCAUGGAGUUGGAGGUAAUGGACCGCAAUGAGCAGACAUACCAUGAGAAUUCUUCUGCUUCUGAGGAUGAGGACGAUGAUGAGGAAGAGGCUGUAGAGUGGAGCAAAGAUGAGCUUGAUGCCAUCUCGGCACUCUUUGACCGGCCGAUGCGCCAGAAGCCACCAAAGCCGCCAAACCCGGUGAGGCAGCGACCUCUCCCGCUGCCACUGCCUCACAAGACACGACUGCCCAAUGCUCCUGCACCAAAGCAGCAUAUCAGGCUGGCAGCAAGGGCUGCACUUUCUUCACGCUCUUCAUUCAGUGACCAGGUGUGCAAGAACCCGGAGGUCCUCAUUGGGAUUGCCCGGGAGAUUGCAGCGCUGCCACCGGAGUCUGACGUGUCCAUUGUGCUCGAUCGGUGGGUUCGGUUCCUCCGGAAAGGAUCCUUGUCAAUGACCAUUCGGGAGCUUGGGCACAUGGGGCUCCCAGAGAGGGCAUUGCAGACACUUUGCUGGGCUCAGAGGCAGACUGUCGUGCCACUCUUCCCCGACGACCGGAUUCUCGCUUCGACAAUUGAGGUCUUGGCACGCUUCGACCAGCUGAAGAUGGAGGAUGCGCUAGAGCAGUGCGUCCCUUCAGCGAGCCGUGCUGUUCUUGAAGCCAUGGUCAGUGGGUUCAUCAGGGCAGGUAAAGUAGGCCUUGCCCGAAAACUCCUCGAGUUCGCCACGAUCAACAAGAGGACACUGAGCCCGAGCGUCCACGUGAAGCUGAUGCUGGAGGCCGUCCGUACGCCUGAGGGCUACGGGCUCGCCGCGGCGCUGCUGGACGAGCUCGGCGAGAGGCCGGAGCUGCACGUUCGGCAGCAGGACUGCACGGCCGUGAUGAAGGUGUGCGUGAAGCUCCGGCGGUACGCCGCCGUGGAGAGCCUGUUCGGCUGGUUCAGGGACACCGGCGGGAGGCCCACGGUGGUGAUGUACACGGCGGUGAUCCACAGCCGGUGCCGCGACGGGCGGCACCGGGAGGCGCUGUCCCUGGCGUGGGAGAUGGAGCGGCACGCCGGCGGCCUCCUCGACCUGCCGGCGUACCGGGUGCUGGUGAAGCUGUGCGUGGCGUUGCGCGACCACGAGAGGGGCGUCCGGUACUUGGCGAGGAUGAAGGACGCCGGGUUCGUCCCGACCGGCGACAUGUACGGCGGCCUGAUCGGAGGCUACGCGGCGGAGGGGAGGAUGGGCAGGUGCCGGAGGCUGAUCAGGGAGGCGGAGUUGGCCGGCGUGAAGCUGGAGAGGAGGCUGCUUUCGCGCUUGUCUGAGAUGGGGGUUGAGCAUUCUCAGCUCUGAAAGAAAGAAACUGAUCUUGCUGUUGGCAUCUGACUAGCAUGGACAUUGCACAGAAAUUGAACUGUAAAAUUAGGCUCUGCGUAAUUGCCUUUAACCUGUAGUAACAGAACAUUACAUUAUGAAUAUAUUUGUUUUGUUGUUGGCUUGUUAUCCUCUA